GCUUUGAAAUGAUAUGUGCACAGAAGAGAGAAGAGAAACUUCCUUGACUGAAGAGCUUAGCAUUUUUACAGAGUAGAGAGGACGCUUUUUUAAAUGCUGUUCACAUUUAUUUGAGAUAAUCUGGGAGAAUUAUCGCAGGACCAUGAGCCGUGGAUCUAAAUCUAAAACAGAAAGCAUCCAAAGCUCUCUGCUGAGCCAACAGGAGAGUGAGAGACUGGAGGAGCUGCUGGGCAGAAGGUGUGCUUCCAUGGCCACUGCAGUGGCACAGUUGUUCAUGGCUCUGCCUCACAGUCCAUCCAUGUGGAGCUUGCAGCACACUGGGGUGGUGUGCUUCGUCAAAGACAACCCUCAGCGCUCCUACUUCAUACGGAUGUUUGAUUUGAAGGCAGGGAGGUUGGUUUGGGAGCAGGAGCUCUACAACCAAAUUGUUUACUCCAUGCCACAGUCAUACUUUCAUACCUUUGCUGCAGAUGACUGUCAGGUGGGGCUGAACUUUGCUAAACAACAGGAAGCAGAAGCAUUCAAACAUGCUGUUCAAGAGAAAAUCAACCAAAGAAACAACCGUCAAGACAAGAAACAGCGCCCCCUGCCACCUACUGACAGAGGUUCCCUGCCUCCACCCCCCUCUGAAAAAGCACAACCUGGUAGCCCAGGAUCUUUUCACAUGGCCACAGUGGACAUCCAGAACCCAGAUAUCCAGUCUUCACGCUACCGCUCCAUGCCUUCACCUACUGCUGCCUCCAUUCUGUCCAGCAAAGAAAAGAAGAAGGACAAGAAGAACAAGAAAAAGGGCCCCAAACUCUCCAAAGCAGACAUAGGAGCACCCAGUGGAUUUAAGCACGUUACUCAUGUCGGAUGGGAUCCCAACAACCUCGACCCUGAUCUGUGGAAGCUUCUCUCCCAGGCUGGGAUCAGUGAAGCUGAGAUGAGGGAUGAACAAACCUCUCAGCUCAUCUAUAAUGUCAUUGAGCAGUCUGGAGGCAUGGAGGCGGUCAAAAGGGAGGUGAACAAAGCAGCAUCUGGACCUCCACCCCCUCCACCUAGCAGACAAGGGCCACUGCCUCCUCUGCCAGGCUCCGGUCCCUCUGCCCCAGCCCCUCCACCUCCACGAAGCCGCUCUGGACCACUGCCUCCCAUCCCAGGCCAGUCACAGAGAGGGCCCCCACCUGUUCAGCCAGCUCCAGGGCGUGCAGGCAUGCCACCCCCACCACCUCCAGUAAACAGAGGCAGUGCUCCACCACCACCGCCUACACAUGCUGCACCCUCUCAGUUCCCCUCAACGCCGAUGUCCUCCCACAGCCUGCCUCCUCCCCCUCCGCCAUCUAGCCAACAGCGCUCCACUGGUUUCCCACCUCCUCCUGUUCCAUCUACACCCAGCAGAGGAGGUGGGGGAGGAGGACCCCCUCCUCCUCCUCCUCCACCCCCUCCACCUCCACCAUCUCUGGCCCCUAUUUCUUCAGAUUUCCCACCGCCUCCUCCCCUUGCAGGUGGCCCAGCGCCACCUGCCCCUGUAUCCUCUGGAGGAGGAGACAGCAGAGGAGCUCUGCUGGAUCAGAUCCGACUGGGGAAGAAGCUCAGAAAUGUAACAGAAUGCCCUGAUCCACCUCCAUCUGCAUCUCCAGCAUCUGGUGAGGGCAUUGUUGGUGCUCUUAUGAUGGUCAUGCAGAAGAGGAGUAAAGUCAUCCAUUCUUCUGAUGAAAGUGAAGAUGAGGGUGGAGAUGAAGAUGACGACGAUGAUGAAUGGGAUGACUGAUGUAGAGCGUCUAUUGUUUAUGUGGAUUUUUAACUUAGUUUAACUAAGUCAUUUUGAUUUUAGUGAGAAACCUUUACAUUACAACAUGAGUUGUUACAGCUUCAACAACUGCAAACUGAAAUAUGUUCAAUAAACAAGUAGUUCAAUAUAAA
This is a messenger RNA of Toxotes jaculatrix (banded archerfish), 1905 nucleotides long. Its product is annotated as wiskott-Aldrich syndrome protein-like. Gene Ontology annotation, biological process: actin filament organization. The transcript is spliced from 11 exons. The record is from RefSeq and is a predicted model, not a curated record. Gene Ontology annotation, molecular function: actin binding. The coding region runs from base 143 to 1753 and encodes 536 amino acids. NCBI's taxonomy places the organism in Eukaryota, Metazoa, Chordata, Actinopteri, Toxotidae.